AUGACCAUUGAAAUCCCCCUGCUGUUAUCAUCUACAUUUCCGAUAAUAUGGAAAACAGGUCUGGCUCAACUUUCCUUCGCCAAAACGGGGGGCUCAUUAGCCGCCCUGAAGGGCACAUCCCUGCUGCUGAGUAAAGUAGCCUCAACGAGCAAAGGGGGACUCCUAGCUUCCACCUCCACCCAGAUUGACAAUAUAAAAGAGGCAGCGCAAAAAUUAAUCGAGGAAAUAGAAAAGAACGUCAACUUGAGCUUAUUCUUUUACAAUAUUGACGAGGAGGAAACGGCGGGCUACUACUUAAUGAAAAGGAGGCAAGAACACGAAAAGGAAGCGAUCACC
Molecule: messenger RNA, 336 nt
Organism: Plasmodium cynomolgi strain B
Lineage: Eukaryota; Apicomplexa; Aconoidasida; Haemosporida; Plasmodiidae
Exons: 1
Source: RefSeq, a predicted model, not a curated record